This is a messenger RNA of Neomonachus schauinslandi (Hawaiian monk seal), 2653 nucleotides long. It is a transcript of the gene OS9, whose product is annotated as OS9 endoplasmic reticulum lectin. NCBI's taxonomy places the organism in Eukaryota, Metazoa, Chordata, Mammalia, Carnivora, Phocidae. The record is from RefSeq and is a predicted model, not a curated record. The coding region runs from base 21 to 2027 and encodes 668 amino acids. Gene Ontology annotation, cellular component: endoplasmic reticulum lumen. The transcript has 15 exons. Gene Ontology annotation, biological process: endoplasmic reticulum unfolded protein response; retrograde protein transport, ER to cytosol.
GGUAAGAAGGUGAGCGAAAGAUGGCGGCGGAAGCGCUGCUGUCCAGUCUGUUGGGGCUGCUGCUUCUGGGGCUCCUGUUACCCGCAAGUCUGACUGGCGGUGUCGGCAGCCUGAACCUAGAGGAGCUGAGUGAGAUGCGUUAUGGGAUCGAGAUCCUGCCAUUGCCUGUCAUGGGAGGGCAGAGCCAAGCUUCCGACGUGGUGAUUGUCUCCUCUAAGUACAAACAGCGCUAUGAAUGUCGCCUGCCAGCUGGAGCUAUUCACUUCCAGCGUGAAAGGGAGGAGGAGGCACCUGCUUACCGAGGGCCUGGGAUCCCCGAGUUGUUGAGCCCAAUGAAAGAUGCUCCUUGCCUGCUGAAGACCAAGGACUGGUGGACGUAUGAAUUCUGUUAUGGACGCCACAUCCAGCAGUACCACAUGGAAGAUUCAGAGAUCAAAGGUGAAGUCCUCUAUCUCGGCUACUAUCAAUCGGCCUUCGACUGGGAUGAUGAGACAGCCAAGGCCUCCAAGCAGCAUCGCCUGAAACGCUACCACAGCCAGACCUAUGGCAAUGGGUCCAAGUGCGACCUCAAUGGGAGGCCACGGGAGGCCGAGGUUCGGUUCCUCUGUGAUGAGGGUGCUGGUAUGUCCGGGGACUACAUCGACCGUGUGGAUGAGCCCUUGUCCUGCUCCUAUGUGCUGACCAUUCGGACGCCUCGGCUCUGCCCCCACCCUCUCCUCCGGCCCCCACCCAGUGCCGCCCCCCAGGCCAUUCUCUGUCACCCUGCCCUGCAGCCCGAGGAGUACAUGGCCUACAUUCAGAGGCAAGCUGUAGACUCCAAGCAGUAUGGGGAUAAAGUCCUAGAGGAGCUGCAAGGCCCGGAGACCCAAAUGUGGAAUGAGGCCCAGCCGGGGGCAGUGCCCUCAGAGAGAGCAGGUGCACGCCCCACCAAGGAUGACAGUAAGGAAUCAGAUUUCUGGAAGAUGCUUCAUGAGCCAGAGGAGCAGACCCCUGGGGCAGAGGAGGCUCAGGCUGAGGAGCAGGAACCAAACCCUGAGGCAGCAGAUCCAGCUCCGGGCCCUCCCCAUGAUUUUCAGAACAAUGUGCAGGUCAAAGUCAUCCGGAGUCCUGCGGACUUGAUUCGAUUGAUAGAGGAGCUGAAAGGUGGCUCAAAAAAGGGGAGGCCAGACGGAGGCCAAGAGCAGCCUGCAGACGAUGCUGCAGAAGUCCCUCACAGGGAAGCAGAGGUGAAGGAAAAGAGUGACGCGGAUCAUCAGAAUGAGGUGGAAGAAGAGGAGGAGGAGGAGGAUGAAGACGAAGAUGAGGAUGAACAGCAGUUACUGGGAGAGUUUGAGAAGGAACUGGAAGAGAUACUGCUGCCCUCAGACCGAGACCGGCUCCGGUCGGAGGUGAAGGCCGGCAUGGAGCGGGAACUGGAGAACAUCAUCCAGGAGACAGAGAAGGAGCUGGGCCCAGACGGGCUGCAGAAGGAGUCCGAGCGUGACCGGGCAAUGCUGGCCCUGACCUCCACUCUCAACAAACUCAUCAAAAGGCUGGAGGAAAAACAGAGUCCAGAACUGGUGAAGAAGCACAGGAAAAGGAGGGUUGUCCCCAAAAAGCCUCCCCUCUCCCCCCAAACAGCAGAGGAGGAUCCUGAGCACAGAGUCCGGGUCCGGGUCACCAAGCUCCGUCACGGAGGCCCCAAUCAGGAUCUGACUGUCCUCGAGAUGAAACGGGAAAACCCACAGCUGAAACAAAUCGAGGGGCUGGUGAAAGAGCUGCUGGAGAGGGAGGGGCUCACGGCGGAAGGGAAAAUUGAAAUCAAAAUCGUGCGACCAGGGGCAGAAGGGACAGAGGAGGAUGCCCGUUGGCUGACUGACGAGGACACGAGAAACCUCAAGGAGAUUUUCUUCAAUAUCUUGGUGCAGGGAGCAGAGGAGGCGCAGAAAGAGCGGCAACGGCAGAAGGAGCUGGAGAGCAAUUACCGCCGCGUGUGGGGCUCUCGCGGCGGGGAGGGCACAGGGGACCUGGAGGAGUUUGACUUCUGAGACCACCAGUGCGGUCAGCUGGCCAAGGAGUCCAGAGCCUGCCCAGACUGGCCCUGCCUCCUCCCCCACCCGUGCCCGGGGCCCUGAAGUCGAAACAGCAGAGGCGCACUGGGCUGUGGACCUGGCCUCCUGCCUAGGCGGGGGGAGGGGGCGCCUCCGCCUCGGCUGCUGCUGCUGAGAGCCACCCAAGACCUGGCAGGCCUGUGGGGUUUGCUCUCCCAGGCUUCUCCACAGCCCCUUCCUUUCUCCCUGGCUGCCCGGUCCCGGUCCCCUAACUUGUCGGUUCCUUUCUCCUCCCUCCCUAGAGAGUUGAUGAGAUCUUUUGAAGGAGGGCAGGGAGAGCAAGAAGAGUGGGGCAGUUCAGCAGGUCCCCCACACCCUGCCUGAGCUGCUCUUCCGGGCCACCCCCUUCCCUUGGAUCGGCUUGGGAUUCCCUCCUCCUUUCCCUGCCCACACUGUUCCCUACAAUCCGGGCUUCCGAGUUGAGGUGCCUUCGCCUCUGUUUCUGAGGAAAUGGGAGAAAGUUGCCCAGCACCUCUGACACGAUGCCACCAAACAGGGUGGGGUACAGAACCACCCACCAUGUUCUUGAACAAUCAGGUUUCUCAAUAAAUAACUGGACCAUC